AUGGGUGAGGACAUCUGGAGCUUGAUAUCUCGGCAGCUGUACGCCACCAGCUCGGCCAACACCCGCCAGCAGCAAGUGGAAGAAGUGAAGGAUGAUGGCGAAACUGAGGCCCCCGGCGAGGGAGGCGAUCCUGCUGACUCGGCGGACAAGAUCACGGCGUUGUGCGCGUUUGCAUCCUACGCGCUUUGCGUCGGCAUGCCUGGGGCGGGGAAGUCGACGCUCCUCAACACCUACCUCAACCCUAACAACGACAGCAUCCCAAAGCCGACGGUUGCACUGGAGUACAUGUUUGCCAGGCGCGCAAGUGCACCAAAUAUGCCGAAGGAUGUGGCGCACAUAUGGGAGCUUGGGGGUGGAUCCCACGUCAGCGACCUCGUACGGGUGCCCAUCACUCCGGAUCGCUUCCACAACGCUCUCUUCGUCAUCGUGUUGGACCUAUCCAGGCCGAGCAGCGUCAUCCCACACCUGUUGCAAUGGACGGAUCAGAUCAAGGCAUGCGUCAAGGUCUGUGUGCGCGAGCUGGGCAAGAGAGACCCCACCUUCGCGGAAACCCUCAAGCGAACGACGUACGCAAAGCUCGGGCGGGACCACCCUGAUUUGCGCUCUGUUCGGCCCUGCCCGGUGCCGCUGGUGAUGGUGGGCAACAAGUACGACGUCUUCAAGAACCAAGAGAGCGCCCGGAAACGAAUAUUGGCCCAGGCCCUCCGAUUCGUGGCCCACGUCAACGGCGCGUCGCUGCUCUUCUGCUCGAGCAGGGAGAAAAAGCUCAAGGACAUCCUCCGCCUGACCCUCAACACGCACCUGUUUCGUGCCAGUAGCCGAAAAUCGAGCGAAACCAACCCAGAGCGCCCGCUGGUGGUGACAGCCGGAUGCGAUUCCCUGGGCUCGAUUCUCAAAAACACGCCUCCGGGUACGCGGCUUGAAGACUUCUUGUCCGGAAACGGCAUCGCGGACGGGGCCAUGGGUGUCUGGAAGCGCACCGUGGAAGACGUGUUCGGGCCUCCGGAUCGCGCUGGUGGGUCGCUGAUGCCGAUGCUGCUGGUGGCGGUGGUGGCGGGGGGUGGCCAUUCUGCAGCGACUUGUAAUGCUUUUUCGGUUUGCUGUUGA
Molecule: messenger RNA, 1107 nt
Organism: Ectocarpus sp. CCAP 1310/34
Lineage: Eukaryota; Phaeophyceae; Ectocarpales; Ectocarpaceae
Source: the annotation of a GenBank genome assembly